Molecule: messenger RNA, 306 nt
Organism: Menidia menidia (Atlantic silverside)
Lineage: Eukaryota; Metazoa; Chordata; Actinopteri; Atheriniformes; Atherinopsidae
Source: the annotation of a GenBank genome assembly
AUGCUCCUCCACAGAGCAGAGAGAACAGAUGGACUUCUGAUCAGUGCGGCAGAACAGCUUCUUCACCUCAUCGUGGACAGAGCAGAUGUUCUCCUGGAGCUUCUUGGAGGGCUCCACCAGCUUUGGAGCCACAUCAUAAUGAGGCUGAAGGUGUUCCUCACAGUAAGAGGCCACACAGCUCAAACAGGACUUGCUGGCUCUCAGUUUUCUCCCAGAGCAGAAAUCACAGGCCACAUCUUCAGGUCCAGCAUAGCAGUGGUCAGCAGGAGCAGCUUGGAGUCCAGUCUUCUUCAGCUGCUCCACUAA